GGCGGGAGCCUCAGUAGCCGCUUGUACGUCGACCGGAAGAGCUCUUCGCGUUACGCUGUCCCGAGACGCGCAGCGCGCCAUCGCCGACCAGAGAUCGACGAAUCGAACUCUCGUUUCACCGAGUCAACCCUCCGCUUUUGUUUCAUUCGUUUUCUUUUCUUUUUAAUUAGAAGACUCUCCCGCUUGGUGUUUGAUUUAAAAAUCAGAAAGUUUCUCUCUGUUACUAGUGGAUGUUUCGAAACGAAUGAACGAACGAACACAAGCUAUUUUGUCAUUUUGGUGAAGUGUCUGGUGAAUGGAUUUUUGGAAUAAGUGUGACAACGAGUAGAUAGAGGAUGUGCUAAUAUGAACACGGAGCAGUGAACCGUGAGCCUAUAAGUGUAUAAUAUAAUAAAAAGAAAAAAAAUUGGAAACACGGAGACACGAUGAGAAGUGCCACAAGAUAUCGAGAAGCGCGACCUUCCCUUUUCGCGUCCCUUUUUGUCGUCCUCGUCGUUUUUGUGAUCGGUGUACGCGGACUUAAGAAUAUAUCUAUCGAUAUUCCAUUGGCUGUAGCAGCUGGCACGACCGUCAAUAUGAGUUGCGAAUACGAUUUAGAAUCAGAUACUUUAUACGUAAUGAAAUGGUACUACAAAGGUUCUGAAUUUUUUCGAUACGUUCCUAAAGAGUUGCCACCGACAAGUACUUUUGGAGAAUUGGGUAAUAAGGUUAUUCUAAAUAAAAGUGAUGAUCAUCGUGUAGUUUUAAGGGAUCUGCAGCCAAACUACACUGGGAAAUAUCUCUGCGAGGUUUCUGGCGAUUCUCCAUCAUUCACUACUUUGGUAGACCUUGCUUACAUGCAUGUGGCUAACCUCCCGAAUGGCGAACCUCAAGUAAGAGUCGAGAAGGUGCGGUAUGCAGUAGGAGAUACUGUGCGUGCAAACUGCACUGUUCCUUCGGGAAACCCUCCGGCAAAUGUGACGUGGACUGUCAAUGGGGUACCGGUGAAUUCCAGUUUUAUAAUGAACGUAACGGACAAGCUCAGUGACAAUCAGCAAAUAAUGUGUAUCGCAGGAUUGGAUUUCGAGAUUAUACCAGAUAGCUUUAACAACGGAAGAUUACAUAUUGUUUGCAACGCUAAUGUCUUUCAUUUGUAUAAAAAACAAGCUGGUGUUUUUUUGAUCGAGGAACGGCCACGUUUAGCAUCUGUACUAGGAACUCGGGAAUCUUCUUACAUUGGAGGUGCAGCAACACAAUUUAAAGAAUGGUUCUUGGAUGUCGCAGUUACGCUGUUGCUGUGCAGUUUUAGAUAACAACGAUGAACCCGUUAAUCACCCUAUACGUAUAUGACUGUAUCGAAAUGAGAGGGCAAAUUGUUUGUAAAAUUUUGAAAUUAAGUGCGACGAGGAAAGAGCGACAAAAAUUUUUCGUUAACAUAAAUAUCGACCGUAUGUUAUUCGUGUAAAUAGGAUAAAAAUUUAGCUAAUUAUCUACAUGUAAUUGCGACCUGUGCUGUCUCGUUGCAACGAGACGAAUUUAUAACCUGAAUAACAUGUCAUAAUAUUAUGUAUUAGAUCGACGAUGUGUCGCGCCAAAGUGUUCGAGAACUUAUUUCAGUACUAUUAUAUCGUGUUUUCUAUCCUCUGACAAUGAUUUUGAUACCUCUUCCGUAAAACAUUCCGUAAAACAUAACUGCCACACUGUAUCAUCACAAGUUUCUAGGUAAAAGCUGUUAUUAUUUGUGAAUGAAGUUUUACUUAAGUAAAAAACAAAUAAAUAAUUCACCUUCGUUA
Messenger RNA from Bombus terrestris (buff-tailed bumblebee), 1772 nucleotides. RefSeq lists its product as uncharacterized. The transcript has 6 exons. The record is from RefSeq and is a predicted model, not a curated record. Bases 426 to 1292 code for a protein of 288 amino acids. NCBI's taxonomy places the organism in Eukaryota, Metazoa, Arthropoda, Insecta, Hymenoptera, Apidae.